AGUGGCGCUCGUCUAAGCUGGUCACGUUCAGUCGUGUACUCAUCGUUCUACGGGACGGUUCCGUCCCGAACUGUUCCAGUUUGUUUCGAUAGUCUAAAAGUAUUGUAGUGGUCCUGUAUGCUGAGUGAUUUACAUAUAGCAAUUAGACAUAUUUUUUGGAAUUUUGUAACCAGCACCACAUCAAGAAUAGAAGUAACCGGUUCUAGUGCUUCUUACUGAUUUCGAGUACCCUUCGACGACGACGUCAUCAUAAGGAUCCUGCUUAAGAGUCAAGGAAAGGAAAUCAUUGAAAGCUCACAUAUGCUAGUUAACGCCGUUCUAAGAUUAUUGGUUCAACAGAGCGACACACUUCCGCGUAGCAAUUGCACCCUUCAAGACCGGUGUGUGUGAAAGUGUGAACAGAAUACAGCUUAAAAGAAUUGUACAUGCGGCGUUGGGUUCUAUUCCUCCACAUGUCCUUACCGUACAGCGCGUGAGGUAAAGUUUUCACCCGGAAGUGGUUUGGUGCAGAAUCUUGCAGUGCGCCCAGUUGUGUGACCGUGUCAACUCACUGGUGUACAACUUGACCGUACGGGUUGAGCGAUGGCUGUGACGCUGAAACAGGAGGUUAAUUUAUCGCGCCGUGCCUGCAGGCCCACAGACUGCUCACGAGAGCAGAGGACGCUGUUGACGCCCCCAGUAGCAGGCAUCAGUGACUGUCGGCAUUACAGCAGCGCUAGUGCUUGUGGUGAACAAGGUGCUAACCACUUGGUGACGAUACCGGCAAAGGAACUCACGGAUUGCUGCACCGGCCAAAGUGGUAGCCUUCUGACGUGCCUACUGGCUACCCUCGUGAUGUGUACGGGUCAAGUGUUAUUAAAGCUGCGCCACCGCAGCACCGGUGGCUGGGUGCUGCAUCAGCCACGGCUCGGCAGCUUGUGUAUAUAUGUAGUGUUCUGCAGCGCUUUACUAUCUCACAAUGCCUUCGUUCUAGCUAGGCCAAACCUAAGCGCACCGGCCAGCGGCGAGAAGGUGCCGGUCGGUCAAUUAUCGCCUCUGGAUUUGGCGUUCGAUGCCAGUAGCGGAUCGCUAACGAGCGCGAGUCAAUUAAAACGUUCUGCCGAGGCGUCAGCCAUCAUCGCAUCGACCUCGCCAUCGUCGGACGUCGGCGUUGGCCAUAGCAAUGAGAUGGUGGUCGAACACGGCAAAGCCGGAGAGGGCGAACACGGCGACGAACAUAACUACGAGCGGUAUCCUGUUUCGCAGGUGGAGUUUUCCCGCGUCGAAACUCCGUUCGUGAUCGGCGUCUGGAUACUGUCUGCUAGUAUAGCAAAGAUUGGGUUCCAUAUGACGCCCAAGCUGAGUCGCAUUUUCCCGGAAUCCUGCCUGCUGAUCGUUGUCGGCGUCAUCAUCGGUGCUCUGCUGCGGUAUGCAACGAACCUGCACGUGUCACCCCUGACACCGAACACGUUCUUCUUCUACAUGCUGCCACCGAUCAUCCUCGACGCCGGAUACUUCAUGCCAAACCGCAUGUUUUUCGAUAACAUUGGCACCAUCCUCCUGAUGGCUGUGAUUGGCACGAUAUUUAAUAUCGCCACCAUUGGUAGUUCGCUGUGGGCUUGCGGUCAGACCGGCAUCUUCGGCGUCGACUUACCGUUCCUGCACAUCUUCCUCUUCUCUUCGCUGAUCGCAGCCGUCGACCCGGUGGCGGUGCUGGCUGUCUUUGAGGAGAUACACGUCAACGAGGUGCUGUAUAUCGUAGUGUUCGGUGAAUCGCUGCUUAACGAUGCUGUCACGGUCGUAAUGUAUCAUAUGUUCGAGGUGUACAACAAAAUUGGUGUUGACGAAAUCAUAGCCGUUGACAUUGUGUCGGGCAUUGCGUCAUUCUUUGUGGUUGCACUCGGCGGUACCAUUAUCGGUGUCAUCUGGGGCUUCCUGACUGGAUUGGUGACACGAUUUACCGAUCACGUGCGCGUUAUCGAGCCGAUCUUCAUCUUUGUGAUGGCUUAUCUGGCGUACUUGAAUGCGGAAAUUUUCCACAUGAGCGGUAUCCUUGCCAUCACUUUCUGUGGUAUAACGAUGAAAAACUACGUCGAGCAAAAUGUGUCGCAUAAAUCACACACUACUAUUAAGUAUGCACUGAAAAUGUUGUCCUCCUCGGCGGAAACGAUUAUCUUCAUGUUCCUUGGUGUUGCCACCGUUAACAACAAGCAUGUGUGGAACACUUGGUUCGUUUUGCUGACAAUAAUCUUCUGUUCGGUGUAUAGAAUUUUAGGUGUUUUGAUACUGUCAGCGUUAGCGAAUCGUUUUAGAAUUCACAAGCUAACUAAAGUAGAUCAAUUUGUUAUGUCUUACGGAGGCCUUCGAGGAGCUGUUGCGUUCGCUUUAGUGCUACUGGUGGACGAGGAUCACAUUCCGCUGCAGCCAAUGUUCUUGACGACGACGAUUGCGGUCGUUUACUUUACUGUGUUCCUGCAGGGCAUCACCAUCAAACCGCUAGUCAAAAUUUUGAAUGUAAAGCGUUCAAACAAGCGCAAACCAACCAUGAACGAACGUAUCCACGAACGGUUUAUGGAUCACAUGAUGGCCGGCAUUGAGGAUAUCGUUGGCAAGACGGGCAACUACAAUAUACGCGAUAAGUUUAAGAGAUUCGACAAUAGGUUCAUUCGUCCAUAUUUGAUCAAGAAUUUACAGGGUCCGGAGCCGAAGAUUUUGGAAACCUACUCUAAGCUAACGAUGCGCGACGCUAUGGACUACAUGCGACGUAACCCAUCCACCAUCGGACAAAUGUCUGGAACUGAAUCAAUGAGUGCAUUAUUUAGAAACUACACGUCCUACUUCGGCGGAAGCCCUAGCUUUACGAACCUGGAAAAUUCGACCCGCAACCUAGACAUGCAGGAGCUGGACUACAAUCCUUCGAAGAAAGACUUAACGGAUGCCAAAAUACACCAUUUGCUGUCGGAAGAGCUUAAACCAUACCGCCGGCAUCGAAGACUUAGCUAUAGCCGCCAUGCUGUUGAUGAUCGUGAUCUUUCAACACAGGUCAACUAUAAAAUGCAGAUGAACAUACGCCGUAUGAUAAGUGAAAAGAAACAUCACAAGCGUAGCAAACGUGUCAAGGACGGCAAGCAGCAAAAUCACGUCUCGUUUCCGGAAUUCGUGCAGAACGGAUCGGCGAAACAGUUUGCGAACGAUUACAUCAACGAAGUGCUGCACGAGGACAACGAGGACGAAGAAAGGCAGGCGGGACCGUCGGAAGACUGGGACGGAGGUGGCCUUACCUUUACCGCCAAAUCAUCGCUGGACGAAAGAGGAGCAAACAAGGAAGACAAAAGGUUUUCUCGCGAAUCACGCUUUUUGGAAUCGGAACAACGUGUCGCAACACCAACAGCUAUCGAAUCGGUUCUACCCUGGAAGCGAGUGGACGAAAGUGACGAUAAUGGUGCUAUCAAACAGAACGAAUUCCCAUCGUGGGCUUCGAAUAAGGAGUAUCUAGCUUACAAUUCACCAAGUGCAACAUUUUUGGGUGGCUUAACGCAACCUAAACAGGCUAAGUCCGUAAUAGGUCUGUUCCGGCGCGAGAGUUCCGGUUCCGGUGGGGUCGUCAUCGGCGGGGUGACUGAUUCCGAGACAUCGACCCCGGUGGCGGCAACCACACCGGUAGGCCGAGUGGCCAUACCCAAGGACAAACGGUCGGCCUCAAUCGCCGGCUACAUCACGAUCGAUGGCGGAGAUACGGCUGGCAACCCGAUGCUGGAUCCGCUCGGUAUUUCCCGGGCUGGACCACACGCGACUGCAUUCCCGGUCACCGCUAGCCAUCGGCGCAACAAUCGCCGUGGUUCGAUGCUGGAGCUAAGCGGCGAGGCAAUCCCAGAAGAAAACUACACCAAAUCUCUGCCCGAACGAGACAAGUAUGGAACCCGCCGAGGACCAGCUCUAAUCAAAGCAUCAUCCACCAACACACCGAAGUCGGCCGGGCGACGUUCGGGUGGUCCGGUGAACCCGCAAACAACGGCCCUCCUGUCGGCCAGCUCGACCGAUUCGGACGAGGAUGACGAUGAGGAGGAUGGGCAUGAUAGCCAUCGGCAUCAUCAGGAUAGUCGCGAUGAUGCAACGCGUCGAUUAAACGGCGAUGGAAACAACGACGAUGAGGAGGACGAUGAGGACGACGACGACGAGGACGAGGACUGUGCGGACGAGCAGCAUCCCAUAUGAGAAAUAUUCAUCUAGGGUAGUCGUGCGGACUAUCGUGGUAAAUUUUAACGCCCAAUCCUCAAUGGCAGGAGAAAGGCUUCACUGGUUUGCGGUCGACCAAGCAAAAUGCGGCCGAAACACAAAAGCACAAUUCGUGAUCGAAGCAGAUUGCAAGUAACAUUCAGCGCUUCUUCCAACUCGUUCCCCCCGCACUCCGCGUAAUUCCGAUGCCUUAGCGGAGGAUGUAGAACAUGUAGAACGGAAAACCGAAUUUGAAUUCUAUCGGUUUGCAUUACCAAGCGUAACGUGGCGUUACGCACACUGUUCCCGCAGAUUCUGUAAGAUGAAAAGUGUCACAGCAUAAUGCAAAAACGAGCGAGAAAAAUAGUAAAUCCAUCAGUGGGGUAGCAAAGAACAGCAAACGAACCACAACAUUGAUCGAGGUAAUUCAAGUAUCCGGUGGGAAAAUAAUUACUAUUACUAUUACAACUACUACCACUACUACUACUACUACUACUACUGCUAUUUACUACUACUAUCGAUCGUUCGUGUUAUGUUGCUGAAAGUAUUCGAAAUCAUUCCGGUUGCGUUUAGGUAAGGUUAGGGAAAAAACUCCGUCAACUGUCAAAACUGAAAACAAAACUGCACGCCGUACUUAGUGGACAACCUUAGUGGACAGAUAGGCGCAGCAAGGGACGUUAUAGUUUAUUUUGGGAGAAAUUAGAUUUUAAAAGACGACCGUUUAAAAAAGAAAACAAAAAAAAAACAAUCGAUCAUUACGUAUACAUAUAAACGGGGUUAGUAGGAAGUAUAAAUGUUUUAGUUUAAAAUAAUUUAAUAACGGCGGGUGUAAAUUGAGAAGAAGAGAAUUACACAAUGCAACAUAAUUUGGUGCUAUUCUAAAUGCAAGGUAGGGUGAUACUAAUUUUUCGAUCGAAAUGAAUCUUCCUCUCACACACACACACACUGAUGCGUUUCACGGAAGAAUACUUGCUGCUUCCACGCGAAACGCAACAGAAAGUAGACAAAGGGUGGGGAUCAUAGGGAUUUUUCUGAUCGAAAAAAAAACGGUGUACUUAAAACUAGCUAAUUAAAUCCUUGCUAUUUUGCGCGUGCAGUUAGCUGCUGCAUUCACUCCGAUGAUGACUGUCGCUUGUUUAGUGAGAUUUGCGCGAAAACGCUAGCACAAAACCCACCCUCUUCCCUCAACCAUCGAAAUAUGGAACUGAUACGAACGAUUUUAUCAGCUCUACAAAUGCUAGACAAUUUCAAUAUUAGAAACAAUUUUUAACUAAACACAGUCACCGUUUUGCAAUGGAUGAGCCGAAGGUUAGAUUCCCUUUAGAAAAGCCACAAAGUGUCACAUACGUACACGUCAGUUACCAGAUAUCCGUCUAACAGGAACAUGCGUUCCGUUGGAUAGGUGUUAAGAUGCUUAGAAAGGUGAAUUCCCAAACUUGUUAGAAGGAGUUAAAACAAAAAACCCACUACCACAUCAGAAGUUUUUCUUUUAUAAUAAAAAAUAUUCCUGUUUUAGUUUAAUGCAAUCUUAGGACAAAGUUUGAUCGGAUCGGUUUAGUUGUCUUUACCAUAACUCCAAAGAAGGAACCAUUUUGCUCUACUCCAAUGUACACCAUACUAUAAUACCAGUGGAAUAUUUUCAAAACCAAACAAAAAACCGUUUCUUUUUUUAACUUAUUACUUCUUCUUUGCCAAAGGUAAUAGUGUGAACAAAGGGUAAACACAAAAACAGGUAAACAAAUAGUGUAGCAAAUAUAUGGACAAAAAAAAAAAAACCAUACACACACACACAGCAAUUAUAUUACAAUGGCGCAAUAGUUACUUAUCCAACGUGAUCUUAGUCCAUGCCUUUUAGGCGGCUUUUGGCGCUAUUACGCUACUUAGUUUCCGUGUAGUUAAGUUUAGUGUUUCGUUUAGUGUUAGAUCAAUGACACAAAACAGAGGUAUUAUUACACAACAGUAUCGAAGCGUAAGCUAGCAUUAGCUUCUAGGGUACGCGACGUGGUAUACCUACUGGUAUGUAGGUUUUGAGUGCGAACACCAGUAAGAUAUUCAGCAAGUAGCAAUUAUUGCAUUAUUUUUCACAUGUGUGAACUUUAUUGUAAAGAAGAGACCUUUAGCAAUUUGGUUUAUUAACCGUUUUAUUUUUUUUUUACUUACUUUUCAAACACCUCUGAUACUUAAACAUCCAUUCGGUGCACAACAAUGGUAGUCUUUUACACAUAUUAUUUGCAUUUGUUUUUGUUUUGUUUUAAAUAAAUGCUUCGAUAUUAACGUUUCAGAUAAAUUUAAACAAUUUCCAUUUAUAUUGUUUGUUAGUUUUAAUUUAAAAAAACAUUAGCUUGAAAUUAUUUGAAACAAAGGAGAAAUGAAACAAUUACCAGUUCAUUUCAUUUGGUACAUGCUUUAAAGCGAAAUACAUCGGGAAACAUAAAUUAAACGUGGAGUAAGACGUGGCCAAAAUUUAUUGCGUAGGGUCGUUGCAUAUCCCCCCUCUUCCGUGUGACUCUGUAAAACGGCUUAAACAACAACCACGUUGUCCGAGUGGAAUGCGAUAAAUAAAACUAAACAUUAUUGAUAAUUGAACUUAUAAUGACUGUAGGUCAACAUUUUACGGCAAACGGUUGCCACGUGUGGUGCAAAUAGUUAAAAGUUACAAACAAAACCGCAACACCAUUCUUGCGGCAUAGAACGCUUAUUUCUGUCCACCAGUGGCGCCAGGGACGAACAAAAAAAACAACAACAAAACACUAUCUAUAUCCCACACUUUCCCCACACGCAGCAAAACAAAACCCCAAAAGCCGCCGAUACUUUCCCUCUUCCAACGCAACGGUAGAGCACACGCGAGCUGCAGAAAUGCACCGUUUCAAUGCACGUAAAGUGAUGCAACUAGGAACAUGGGUUGACGAUGAAAGCCAGUACACUUACGAUCACUACGCUGUGAGAUGAAAAAGAACUGAAACAUAAAAAAAUGGAAACCGAAUAGAACGCGAAUGUGCGUCAACUAGCCGAAAGCUACAAGGCAGGAGCACAACUAUAAAACUAUGCACAAAUGACCGAAAUGAUGAAUGUUUGAAAAUGAACACGUUUAGCUACGGACACGUUACACAAUCAUCUGGAAAUGAAUGAAAAAGAAACCAAACCAUUAUAUAGACAACACCAGGGAUGUAUACUAUUGUUGUCACAGUUUCUUAUGUCUCUUUAUGCGGGCAAAGGAUUCAAAGAAAGAAAACAAACAAACAAACAAACAAUACCGUACGGGUUUGAGUUGAUACGGCUCGUAGAUAAAGAAGAAGAGAAUGUAAACGAUGAAACUUAAUGGAUCAAGAAUAGAUAAGAGUAUAACAAAACAAACGGUUAAGUAGAAAGGAUAGCGAAAGGUAAGCAGAAGCAACAAGAGUGUGAGUAUGAAGCGAAGCAUGUGAAUACGAACAUACAGAGAGUGUAUAAUAAAAGUGAAGGAGAAUAUUAAGAAACAUGAAA
Messenger RNA from Anopheles funestus (African malaria mosquito), 7677 nucleotides. RefSeq names its product sodium/hydrogen exchanger 3 (gene Nhe2). Gene Ontology annotation, molecular function: sodium:proton antiporter activity. Lineage: Eukaryota; Metazoa; Arthropoda; Insecta; Diptera; Culicidae. Gene Ontology annotation, biological process: proton transmembrane transport; regulation of pH; sodium ion transport. The coding region runs from base 583 to 4194 and encodes 1203 amino acids. The record is from RefSeq and is a predicted model, not a curated record. The transcript is spliced from 20 exons. Gene Ontology annotation, cellular component: membrane.